Molecule: messenger RNA, 1983 nt
Organism: Macadamia integrifolia
Lineage: Eukaryota; Viridiplantae; Streptophyta; Magnoliopsida; Proteales; Proteaceae
Product: aldehyde oxidase GLOX-like
Exons: 2
Coding region: 61-1746 (561 amino acids)
Source: RefSeq, a predicted model, not a curated record
UUCCUUCCACGCGUAUAACUCCAUUACCAUUACCACAGUUUUCCUUCUAAGUUCUAUAUAAUGAAGAAAGAUAGGGAGUACUGCAAACCAAACCAGCAAGAAAAGCAACCUUCAAUGGCUCCAUCUCCAACAUCUCUUUCCUUCUUCUUCUUCUUCUUCUUCUUCUUCUCUCUAAAUUCAGUAACCCAAGCAGCUCAAGGAGGAGAAUGGAAACUCCUGAAGACAAACAUUGGGGUAUCAGCAAUGCACAUGCAACUACUUAACAACGAUCGUGUCAUCAUCUUCGACCGCACCGACUACGGCCCUUCUAAAAUCAACUUACCGGAAGGCAAAUGCCGGGAUGAUCCCAACGAACAAGCCCUCAAACAUGAUUGCACAGCUCACUCUGUUGAGUACGACGUGUACACUAAUUCUAUAAGAGCUCUCACAGUUCAAACCGAUGUUUGGUGCUCAUCUGGUACUGUCUCCCCAAAUGGUCACCUCAUCCAAACCGGUGGAUUCAACGACGGCGAACGCGCCGUGAGAAUUUUUCAGCCUUGUGGUAGUUGUGAUUGGAAUGAGAUUCCUCAAGGUCUCUAUGCACGACGGUGGUACGCCACUAAUCAGUUAUUACCGGACGGAAGGGCCAUCGUGAUCGGUGGUCGUCAGCAAUUCAAUUAUGAGUUCUACCCAAAAUCUUCAUCCACUAACAGGCUAUUCCCAAUGCCUUUUCUAGCCGAGACGAACGAUCGAGGCCAAGAAAACAAUCUAUACCCUUUUGUUCAUCUCAAUGUUGAUGGGAACUUAUUCGUUUUUGCAAACAAUCGAGCAAUCUUGUUUGAUUACACCAGAGAUAGAAUUGUGAGAACUUUUCCAACGAUGCCCGGCGGCUAUCCUCGGAGCUAUCCUAGCUCUGGUUCAUCAGUUCUACUACCAUUGAAGAACAAGAAAGAAGAAGAAGCUGAGGUUCUCAUUUGUGGUGGAGCUCCAAGAGGUUCAUACCUUGAAGCUAAUGGAGGUAACUUCAUGGGAGCCUUAGAUACAUGUGGAAGGAUCCGAAUUACUGACCCGAAUCCGGAUUGGUUCAUGGAGACAAUGCCUCACCCAAGAGUUAUGGGAGACAUGACCUUACUCCCAGACGGCAAUGUCUUGAUCAUCAAUGGUGCUGGAAGGGGAACUGCCGGGUGGGAACUUGGCCGAGACCCGGUCUUUGAACCGGUGAUUUACCGACCCGAUGCUCCACCUGGGUCUCGUUUUGAGGUGCAAAACCCUUCUAAUAUUCCACGUUUGUACCAUUCCACUGCAAUCUUACUCCGUGAUGGGAGAGUUCUAGUGGGAGGAAACAAUCCCCAUAUACGCUAUCAAUUCAACGGCGUUUUAUUUCCGACGGAUUUGACCUUAGAGUCAUUCUCACCGGAAUAUAUGUUCUCCAAUAUACGGCCAAGGAUCAUUGCUCCGGCAUCACAAACACAGAUAGGAUACGGACAAAAGCUGGUAGUACGGUUCUCGGUACCGCCGGGUACAGCGGUGAGGAGGGAGGCGGUGUCAGUGACUAUGGUGGCUCCACCGUUUACGACACACGCGUAUUCCAUGAAUCAAAGGCUGUUGGUAAUGGGUGGUGGGAAUGUGGCGGAGUUGACAAAUUCUGUGUAUGAAGUGGCUGUGACGGCUCCAACUACGGCCGUCCUGGCACCUCCUGGAUAUUAUCUUGUUUUCGUGGUUCAUCAAUAUAUACCAAGCGAGGGUAUUUGGGUUCGCAUCCAGUGAUCAAGAGCCUCCACACGAGUCUACAACAAGAAGAAGGCUUAGAUCCAUGGCACUCAUCGUAACUUGUGUUUCUGGUUUUGUAUGAAUAAUAAUCUUUUGCAAGAUUGUUGUGUGCAAAUCCAAAUGGGUUGGAAUUAAUUCCAUUAAACCCGAAUUGUAAUUAAUUGGAUUUAUAUAUUUAAUUUUUAUUAUGUGUGAUAUAAUAUUAAAUGGUUUAUAAAAUUAUUUUUAGGUUUA